Molecule: messenger RNA, 1524 nt
Organism: Exophiala aquamarina CBS 119918
Lineage: Eukaryota; Fungi; Ascomycota; Eurotiomycetes; Chaetothyriales; Herpotrichiellaceae
Exons: 1
Coding region: 1-1524 (507 amino acids)
Molecular function (GO): hydrolase activity, acting on carbon-nitrogen (but not peptide) bonds
Source: RefSeq, a predicted model, not a curated record
AUGACUCGCCGCAAGGUUGCCACCACCAGCAACGCAAGUUCUCAAGGACCCCGACUUCCUGCCGAUACACCGUACAAGUGCUCCGACAAUACUACAACUGACCAUGUUGGUACCAGCUCAACCACCUCACAAGAUGAAGUUUCACCGUUCCAGUCACUUCUACCACUCUAUUAUGAGCUCCCAGCAGGGCAAACAGCACACCUUAUACACACCUCUCUCCUGAUUCCCGGGCGCGGAGCGCCUUCGAAGGAUAUGUCGAUAAUCCUUCAAUGCGGAAAGAUCCAAUCGAUCCAAUCAACCAAGUCGCUUCCAGAGGCUAUCUCCAAGUCUCUCCCAACCACCAACGUCUCGGUCAUCCUGCCAGGGCUCUGGGACUGCCACACUCACCUCCUAGGCGCAACCUCAUUUAACUUUUCGGAGCUACUAACAACCACACCACCGGCACUCGCGGGAGCCAGGAUCGCGCGCAACGUACACGACAUUCUUAUGAGUGGCUUCACCUCUGUGCGAGAUCUAGGUGGGUACGCGAUCGAGAUCUCCAAAGCCAUCGCCGAAGGCAGCCUGAUAGGACCCAACAUCUACUCUGCUGGGGCAGCCAUCUCUCAGACAUCCGGGCAUGGAGACGUCUUCGACAUGCCAUCAGGGUUCGUCGCCUCAUGCCUUGGCGUCCGUGACACACAAGCCAACGGCUUCAACCCGGCGUACGGGCCUUUACUCCUCGCUGACGGCGAGGACGAGUGUCGGCGUGCGGUCCGCUUACUCAUCCGGCGCGGCGCCUCGUGCAUUAAGGUCUUUGCAUCGGGAGGUGUGCUCAGCAUCGCCGAUGACCCCCUUCGCCAGCAAUUCUCCGACGCCGAGCUUAAAGUGAUCGUUGACGAGGCCAACCGUGCUGGCCGCGUCGUCGCCGCCCACUGCCACGGCAAGAACGGAAUCCUCGCAGCGCUCCGCGCAGGGUGUAAAAGUAUUGAGCACGGUACUUAUAUGGACUCUGAAUGCAUUGAUGUAUUCAAGAAAAACAACGCCAUCUAUGUUCCGACACGUACAAUCGUGAAGCUUGGGAUUGACCACCCAGAGCUCAUGUCACCAGAGUCCUACCGCAAGAUGGUUGAGACAGCCAAACAUCACAAAGCCGCGUAUCAGCUCGCUGUGAAAUCCGGGCUGAAGAUUGCAUUGGGGACGGACCUAGGCAUCUCUGCACCGACGACUCACCCGCUUGCGCUGGGGAACAGCGGGGGCGAGCUGAGCUACGCAGUUUCUGAUGGGGGCAUGACACCCCUGGAAGCUAUCGAGGCGGCGACAGCCAAUGCGCCAGAUGUGCUUGGUGGGUUGGGCAUGGCACCCAAGAGUGGACGCAUUGAGGUUGGCUAUGAUGCUGAUCUGAUCGCACUGAGUGAGAAUCCGCUGGAUGAUAUGAAUGUUUUCAAGGACCCGAAGAAUGUGACACAUGUGUGGAAGGGCGGGAAGUUGUUCAAGAGUCCGGAUGGGAAGACGGCGAACGGCAGCGGAAGUGUGUUUGGAACAUAA